This is a messenger RNA of Balearica regulorum gibbericeps (East African grey crowned-crane), 657 nucleotides long. The record is from RefSeq and is a predicted model, not a curated record. Lineage: Eukaryota; Metazoa; Chordata; Aves; Gruiformes; Gruidae.
AUGGUGCUGAUGGGGCUGGAAAUCCUGGGCCACCAAGCAUCUCUGGAGCCUGGUGGGAAAGUGGUUGAUGAUGAGGUAUUGAAGAGAUCCCUGCCAGAGUCAGAGGCUUUGAAUCAGAGGAAAGAAAUUGAUGACAUCAAGGUUGAUGGGGACACAGCCCAUCCCAACUUGUCUAUUGCUGUGGACAAGAAGAGUUUUACGCAUAAAUCACAGGUCCAGAAAGUGACUCAAAAUGAAGAGAGUUUUGAUUCAUCUGUCUGUGUGCUGGGCUCAGAAGGUUUCUCCUCUGGGAAGCAUUACUGGGAGGUGGAUGUUGAAAAAAGCAAUGACUGGGACAUUGGAGUAGCAAAAAAAUCCGCUCCAAGGAAAGGAAUAAUUUCUCUGUCACCUAAAGAAGGAUUCUGGGCUCUGGGCUUGUGUUCUAAAGAUUACUGGGCAAGAACUGAUCCAUGGACACGGCUAGUGGUACAGAAAAAUCCCAGGAAAGUUGGAGUUUACCUUAAUUGUGAUGAGAAAACUUUGACUUUUUUCAAUGUUACUGACACAUCUGUGAUGUUCGCGUUUACAGACUGUGCAUUCUCAGAAGAAUUGUAUACCUUCUUUAAAAACUCACACAAAGAAUCAACCAUGAGAAUCUAUUCCAUUAAAGAGGAAUAA